This is a messenger RNA of Prunus mume (Japanese apricot), 1441 nucleotides long. Its product is annotated as 28 kDa ribonucleoprotein, chloroplastic-like. NCBI's taxonomy places the organism in Eukaryota, Viridiplantae, Streptophyta, Magnoliopsida, Rosales, Rosaceae. Gene Ontology annotation, molecular function: mRNA binding. The record is from RefSeq and is a predicted model, not a curated record. Gene Ontology annotation, cellular component: chloroplast thylakoid membrane. Gene Ontology annotation, biological process: chloroplast rRNA processing.
UUGGAGAUUGGAGAUUUGACAUGGGCAUACCUUAUCCCCCCAAUAGAUCUCUUCUACUCUUACUGGCCACAAUCUGCCCACGUCAGCCAAGAUAUAGCCUACACCAUCGGUCUCUCUUCCUCUUACCCCGUACCUCAUCAUCGAUCACACCCCUUUUUAACUGUAAAAACUACCAUAACCACCACCUCCUCUGCCUCACUCACAACCCCACAACCCCACCUCUGCCACCAUGGCUGCCUCUGCAGCUGCAGCCGUGAGCUCAUCUUUCUCACCCUCCAUCUACACCGUCAAAUGCCUACGAUCAUCCAAUCAAAUGUCCCCACUUGAUCAUCUCCACCUUAAAAUGGCCCCUACCCGGAUGCUUUCAUCUUCAUCUCUAUCAAACCCUUGUGCCAUAGAACCCCUACUUUCGAUCAAUGCCGGUUCGAACAAGUUUCGCGUGCUGAGGGUAAGUACUGCCGUGGCUCAAGAAGAGGUGGCGGUGACUGAUGAGAUUGAGCAAGUGGCCUCAUUGGCUGAGGAGGAGCAGCAGGAAGAAAAGAAAGCAGAGGAGCAGGUGGUGUCCGCAGGUGAUGAAGAGUUGGCAGGAGAAGCGGCAGCUGAAGUUUCAGGUGGAGGAGAUGAGGGUGAGGAGGCUGUUGCUGUGAACACAAAGCUUUACUUUGGGAACCUUCCUUAUAGCGUUGACAGUGCCCAGCUUGCUGGGAUAAUUCAGGACUAUGGAAGUCCAGAGCUGAUUGAGGUUCUCUAUCAUAGGGACACUGGAAAAAGCAGAGGAUUCGCAUUCGUUACGAUGAGCACUGUUGAAGAUUGUAAUGCUGUCAUUGAAAAUCUUGAUGGACGUGAAUUCAUGGGGCGAACCUUGAGGGUGAACUUAGCGGACAAGCCAAGACCGAAAUUACCUCUAUAUCCUGAAACUGAGUUCAAGCUUUUUGUAGGGAAUUUAUCCUGGUCAGUCACAUCUGAAAGCUUGACGAAAGCUUUUCAAGAAUAUGGAAGUGUGGUUGGAGCCAGGGUGCUAUAUGAUGGGGAGACAGGAAGGUCCCGUGGCUAUGGAUUUGUAUGCUACUCAACGAAGUCAGAGAUGGACACUGCCUUAGAAUCUCUCGAUGGAGCGGUACUAUGAGUCCCAUCCACCUCUACACAUAUAAGAACUAGAAGGAAGAGCACUGCGCGUAAGCUUGGCUGAAGGGAAACGUUCAUAAACAUUAACAGUGUAAAUUUGGAAACAGGGUUAAUUGGAAAUGUUGGCUGAGGUAUUCACACCAGUGACUUGAUUGGAGCUCCCCUUUCCAUCUCUUGUUGUUUUUUGUAACUCUCUUUUUUUUCAUCCCACGACUCUUCCGGAAAUUCCUGGAGGAUAUGACUGUUUUUGGCAAUGAUAAUGGUGAUUUUGCUGCCUAAUCGAUCUGCUAAAUUAAUACAAAGAAGUAUUUGUGUA